Molecule: messenger RNA, 1956 nt
Organism: Brachypodium distachyon (stiff brome)
Lineage: Eukaryota; Viridiplantae; Streptophyta; Magnoliopsida; Poales; Poaceae
Product: protein trichome birefringence-like 34
Exons: 5
Coding region: 224-1708 (494 amino acids)
Cellular component (GO): Golgi apparatus
Molecular function (GO): O-acetyltransferase activity
Source: RefSeq, a predicted model, not a curated record
UGUGCAAAUUCAGACAAGAGCAUUGCACAACACAACUGACAGUGUUCUUGCAGACAGCAGAGUCGUUUCAUCUUCAGACAUUCAGUCAGUACUCAGUGGGAGCUCAAGGAUAAAAAGGGCAGCAGUUGCUUCUGCUUCACAUUGUUAUUCUCCAUCAGUUGGUUGAAGAGGUUGCAUUUGGCAGGAAAGCAGCAGCUGGUGAUCUCGAAAGAGAGACAGAUAGAUGAUGAUGAAGGUUAGCCCAAGGGUCAGUGUUCACGUUUGCUUGUGCAACACUAGACCUGGUGCGGGCAACAAGCUGGACAAGUGCUACUGCGCCCAUUACAAUAAGAGAGGAGGUACUACUGAUGGCCUGUCUCACCUCAGCAACGCAGCUUCUUCUCCAGAGAAGAAGAUGAAACCAGAGCAGGGCGCUCACAACAAGAUGUCGGCAUCGGCGGCGGUCGCGGCGGCGUCUUCGCUGUCUCCGUUGGUCGGGCUGCGGGCCGUGGUGAGCUCGCUCGUGGCCUUCUUCAUCGUCGUCAGCUCCGUGUCGCUCCUCUUCGACCGCGGCGGGCAGGAGUCGCGGGUCGUGCAGCUGGCAAUGGACCAGCACCGGCACCAGGAGGUGAAAAUGGCGGCGGCGGGCUCCGGCAAGCGGCAGGAGGAGGAGUGCAACUGGUCGGUGGGAAGGUGGGUGUAUGAUAAUGCCUCCGAGCCGCUGUACUCAGGGCUCAAGUGCUCCUUCAUCUUCGACGAGGUGGCCUGCGAGAAGUAUGGCCGGAAUGACACCAGGUACCAGCACUGGAGAUGGCAGCCCGAUGGGUGUGAUCUUCCCAGAUUCAACGCCACAAGGCUGCUGGAGAAGCUGAGGAACAAGAGGAUGGUCUUCGUGGGCGACUCGAUCAACCGAAACCAGUGGGUCUCCAUGGUGUGCAUGGUGGAGGCCGCCAUCCCCGAGGGCCUCAAGAUGCGCGUCUACAACGGCUCCCUCAUCUCCUUCAAGGCAUUCGAAUACAAUGCGACGAUCGACUUUUACUGGUCGCCGCUGAUACUGGAAUCGAACAGCGACAACCCGAUCAUCCACCGGGUGGAGUACCGGAUCAUACGCGCGGAGAAGAUCGAGAAGCAUGCCCGCGCCUGGCGCGACGCCGACAUCAUCGUGUUCAACUCUUACCUGUGGUGGAGGAAGCAGAAGCCCGACAUGAAGAUGAAGGUCAUGUAUGGAUCGUUUGAGGAUGGCGAUGCAAAGCUCGACGAAGUGGAGAUGGUGGAAGGCUUCGAGAUCGCUCUGAAGAAGCUCACCGAGUGGCUUGGAACCAACAUCGACAAGAACAAGACCAGGAUCUACUUCGCAGGCUCGUCGCCCACCCACACCUGGGCGAGCGAUUGGGGAGGGGAUGACAAGAACAAGUGCCUGAACGAGAGCGAGCCGAUCGUGAAGCCGGGUUACAAGGGCGCGACGACGGACUACAGCAUGAUGGAGAAGGCCCAGGAGAUCUUCAGGCCGCUGGAGGAGAAAGGGAUCCACGUGCAGGUGCUCAACUUCACGCAGCUGUCGGACCACCGCAUCGACGCGCACCCGACGGUGUUCCGGCGGCAGUUCGUGCCGCUGACGGCGGCGCAGGUGGCGGACCCCAGCAGCUACGCCGACUGCACGCACUGGUGCCUCCCCGGCGUGCCCGACGUCUGGAACAGCUUCCUCUACUCCUACCUCGUCCACAAAUGACCAUCCAUCCAUUUGUGUUACUUGUAGAUAUACAUACAUAAUCACAUACAUAUGUGUUAUACCAUCUGUUGUCGUUCAAAAACAGUUCAUUUUUGUUUUUUGGGGGGUGUUUAGAUCGUUGGCUAGGCUGCUUAAGAACGCAUGUAGUAGCUAGAAAAUGACUCCCCGUGUUAUUUUUUUCUUUUGCUGUUACUUGUAAAGAAACAAGGAUCAAGAAGAAGAUGAUGAUGAUGAUGAGUGGCAGCUAA